GCCACUCCAGCACGCAGAGUGGCAGCCAGAGGCUCGGUCCAUGCCGUGCCCCCUGGACGGUGCUCGUGAGGCUGAGCAAGAGGCCUCGGCAUCUCGACACCUAAGAUUGCGGGGACGGAGUGUCACCAGGGCAGAGGACCAUGUUGCGCCGCAAACCCUCCAACGCCAGCGAUAAGGAGCCCACUCAGAAGAGAAAGAUCUCACUUCAGCGCUCCAGCAGCUUCAAGGAUUUUGCCAAAUCCAAACCCAGCUCCCCCGUGGUGAGCGAGAAGGAAUUUAAUCUGGAUGAUAAUAUUCCAGAAGAUGAGUCAGGUGUCCUUACCGCAGAAGAUGCUGGGAAGAGUGGCAAAAAGCUGGGGAAAAAGUGGAGGGCCGUGAUUUCCAGAACCAUGAACAGGAAGAUGGGCAAGAUGAUGGUGAAGGCGCUGUCAGAAGAGAUGGGAGACACUCUGGAGGAGGGCUCCGCCUCCCCGACAUCUCCAGACUGCAGCCUGGACAGCCCCGGCCCCGAGAAGAUGGCACUGGCCUUUUCUGAGCAGGAGGAGCGUGAGCUCCCGGCACUUAGCCGCCAGGCCUCCACGGGCAGUGAGCUCUGCAGCCCCAGCCCAGGUUCUAGCAGCUUCGGAGAGGAACCACCUGCCCCCCAGUACACAGGGCCCUUCUGUGGCAGGGCACGAGUCCACACCGACUUUACUCCCAGCCCCUACGACCGUGACUCGCUGAAACUGCAGAAAGGAGAUGUGAUCCAGAUCAUUGAAAAGCCACCUGUGGGCACGUGGCUGGGCCUGCUCAAUGGCAGGCUGGGAUCUUUCAAGUUCAUCUACGUGGAUGUGCUGCCUGAGGAGGCUGCAGGGCCCGCCCGCCCCAGUCGCCGACAAAGCAAGGGCAAGAGGCCCAAGCCCAAGACUCUGCAUGAGCUGCUGGAGCGCAUAGGCCUGGAGGAACACACAUCCACCCUGCUGCUCAAUGGCUACCAGACACUGGAGGACUUCAAAGAGCUGCGGGAAACACACCUCAAUGAGCUGAACAUCAUGGACCCACAGCACCGGGCCAAGCUGCUCACGGCCGCCGAGCUGCUGCUGGACUACGACACCGGCAGCGAGGAGGCGGAAGAGGGUGCGGAAAGCAGCCAGGAGCCAGCUGCAAACACAGUGUCUGGACCCAAGGUGGACAUUCCUCGAGACUCUGGCUGCUUCGAAGGCUCAGAGAGCGGACGUGAUGAGGCCGAGUUGGCAGGCGCUGAGGAGCAGCUGCAAGGCCUCUCCCUGGCUGGGGCGCCUUGAGGCAGAGGUGGAGGCGCGGGCCGAGGUCGGGGCCCCAGCAGCAAAGACUGCAGGGACGGGCCCGGACUCCCACGGUGGCGCACUCCCUGGAGGACUGGUGCUGAGCCGGGCCCUGCUCCCCUAGGCGCGCCCAGGGCGGCAGGGGUCAGCCGGGGCACCGUAGGCUUGGCUGGAGUGGAUGGGGAGCCACCCAAGGCACAUCCCACCCGCGCAGCCCCCUCCCUCCACCAGCUACUGACAGCACAGAACUUCCAGGCCCCACCUGCUCCCAGCCACAGCAAGUGGGACACUGAGGGGCCGCCCUACCCAUGUCCCUCACCACCGAGGCCCCCAAAUCCUCCUCAGCCCCACACCACUUUCCCCUGGCACACUGCUCCUGAAAGGGAGGCCAAGUCAGUGUUUCGGGACGGUUUCAAAACCCUAGGGAAGCUGGCCCUUUAAAAGGACCCUAACGGAUCAUGGGUAGGUACAGAUUUCCCCAAAUAAGGCUUGAGGAAAGCUGCAUGUACCUUUCCCACAUUCCUUCUCCUUAACCUUUUUGGAGGUUUGGCCACUAACUGGUGGGGAUUAGAAUGGAUACUGCUGGGGGCCUUGCCAGCUCUGACAUUCUGGGACAUUAAAUGUCUGCUCUCCUGUUACCUGUGGCCCAGGACACCAGUGGGGUUGACUGAGGGAGCUGAAGGGGCCUUGGGCUCCCAAGUGAAAUGGCUCCUCCCGCUCAUUCAUUCCAUACCUCCCCACAUAACUCAAGCCAAGCUGCAGCUCCCCCCAGCUUAAAACAAUGCCCAGACCUCAUGCAACAUGCACUCCCCCCUUCCACUCCUGGCCCCGUCCAAUGACACUUCCCCUGAACGCUGAUGGCAGAUGGUCAGAUCUGGCUUCCAAGGACAGAACUGCCCCUCGGAAGUCACAUGCAAGUCUGAACUCAGACUUGGCCACCUGUAUGGGUUCUUACAAGCAAAGAAAGCACAAAGCUUGACACUGGGGAGUCUGUUACCCCAACUUUGCUUUGCAAAAGGUUUUGAUGUACCCUGAGCUCCAGAAAGGGAGGAAGUGUAUCUGUUGGUGGGGGCCUCCCUUGACCUCAGUACCAAGUCUGUGCCCUGAAUUUGCAGAGUAACCCUUCCCCAGGGCCCAGCUGGCCUGGGGACAGUGCCCACUACAUCUAGGACUGCCUGCUUAGUGAACACACUUCUGGACCUACUACGAGGAACUUUGGUAAAAGCUAGCUUGGGGGAAGGGUUUGGGUGUACAUAUGAGGGGAUGGAGGGGGAUAAGUUGGCAACAAUAAACAUAGG
Neomonachus schauinslandi (Hawaiian monk seal) is the source of this 2581-nucleotide messenger RNA. It is a transcript of the gene SASH3, whose product is annotated as SAM and SH3 domain containing 3. The transcript has 8 exons. Gene Ontology annotation, molecular function: protein binding. Gene Ontology annotation, cellular component: nucleus; cytoplasm. Lineage: Eukaryota; Metazoa; Chordata; Mammalia; Carnivora; Phocidae. Gene Ontology annotation, biological process: positive regulation of adaptive immune response; positive regulation of B cell proliferation; positive regulation of immunoglobulin production. The coding region runs from base 141 to 1283 and encodes 380 amino acids. The record is from RefSeq and is a predicted model, not a curated record.